Molecule: messenger RNA, 4608 nt
Organism: Yamadazyma jaroonii
Lineage: Eukaryota; Fungi; Ascomycota; Pichiomycetes; Serinales; Debaryomycetaceae
Source: the annotation of a GenBank genome assembly
AUGGACAUCUACACAUACUUAACAGAAGACGUCUUGAACCAGUUCCAAGACACUGGAACGGAGAAUCUUAUCCAAGUGAUAGAUUCUGGCGAUGCCAAUGCCACGGCCAUGAUCUUCACCGAACUCCUCAUGGUGUUUGAAGAUGGAAAUCUCCCCCAAGAUUCAAUUUUUCAGUUUUUGUCCCAAGCUAUAAAACAAGAAACCACCGCUGAAAUCUUCUGUCUGGUACUAAAUGUGUUCCCGUUAUCGACUCCGGUCAAGGAGCUUAUCACUAAUUUGGUCCAACAGUCCAAAGUCAUCAAAAUAUCCACGUUAUCACGUACGAUCAAGUUCGAUACCUUAUUGUCAUUAGGCUUAAUCCCCGAAUCAUCCAACCGUCAGCUCGCUGGACGUAAACGAGACGAAUAUUAUACCCAGAAGAAGUUCAACUUGGUCCAUGAGGAAGUAGAAGGGUUCUGUCGACUCAUUGCUGAAGUUAAUGGCGUGUUACGAAGUGAAAAUAGUGAAUUCCAGGUGGAGUUCGCCAUAAAAAUGGUCCAAAGCUUAAUGGGUCAUUAUGGACUUGACCCUAAUAAAGUAUUUGAUGUGUUGGUGGACAUAUUUGCUAACAAUUUUGUGGGGAAUCAAACAUUUGUCAUUGAUUUCUUCAAAAAAUCACCUUGGUGGCCACAAAAACCUGCUUCUAAUGCCUCCAUGUUAUCCCUCCACGAAGGUGGAGACCAUGAAUUGUCUAAACUCGUGGGGUUUAAGCUCGCUCGAUAUGGUGAAGAUAAAGUUUUACCGGAAACAUUGAAAUUACUUGUUUCAGUAUUGAUCAAAGAAGGUUUAUUGAAUUUCGCUGUCGUCUAUAAGUUCUUGCUAGGUGAUGAAGCUAUGCCUAAGCUAGAACAGUUGUACAAAAAGAAGCUUGAUGAUGAGGUUUUCCAAUCAACUGCUAGUGCUUUGGCUUUAGCCGCACCGUUAUUGGACGAUGAUGAUGACUCCACCACCACCAAAACGUCUACCAAGGCCCAAGAGGCUGUAGAACAACCAUUGGAUGUUCAAAUCAACGGAAACAUGAAGUUCCAAAUGCUUCGUCUGUUUUUAAGUAUAGGUUUAUACUGGCCAUCAAUCUAUAUCUUGACCGAAUACCCCUUCAUGGCCAAGAUAGAUGCAGAAACUCGAGAAUUGAUGUUCCGUCUAACUCACCACAUGAUCUCCCCAUUGUAUAACCAACUUUCAUCCUUGGACUCCAAUGAUUUAUCCCAUUUACUGACGUCCAAAAAACUCCUCCACAGUCGUGGGGGUAAUGAGGUUUAUGGUAAAGAUUUUGAACAAACCACUUUACUUAGCUUCAAAGCAACCAUUCAGAGCUUUAGUCAGAAGAAGUUUAUAUUCUUCUACGAUGCAUGGACCCAAGGUUUACCAGUAAUUACCACCAUUGAUGAUCUUUUCCGUAUCCAUAGAGAAUUUCUCAAAUUUGUUGAUGUUUAUAUCGCCAAAGAUGUUUCGUUGUAUGCAAAAAUUUGUGACAUUGGUGCUAAUAGUCUCAUAAAUGCUGAAGAUACCGUGAAAGAUCAAUGGUACGUUUAUUACAGGAACUAUAUCUUCCCGGCCAUCUCCAUGGUUGAAGAAAACACGUUAAUUGUCGAUAAAGCAUUCAAAAUCCUUUCCUUUUACCCCAAAGAAACUCGUUUCAAUCUUUAUAGUGAACUCCAUCAAGUGUUGUCUAAGUCCAAUCCUCUUAUCAAGAUUGCUUAUGGUAAGGCGGAGAAAUCUACUAAGAAUGUAUUAAAAAGAUUGUCUAAGGAGACCGUUAGACCUAUGAUGAGACGUAUCGCUAAGAUCAGUUACUCUAAUCCACUACCUUGCUUCCUUACGGUACUUCAACAGAUAGAAAGUUAUGAUAAUUUGAAUACUUUAGUGGUGGAAACUGCUCGUUAUUUCAAUGACUAUGGUUGGGAUGUUCUUACUCUCGCUAUAAUGAUCAGGCUCACUGCCCCAGGUAGGUCGAACGUUCAAGAAAGUGGGCUUUUUGAACGUCAAUGGAUCCAAUCUUUGGCUUCAUUCAUCGGUAAGAUCUGUCAACGGUACCCCAAUGCUAUAGAUAUUGCUACUUUACUUGACUUCUUAUUGAAAUCAUUCCAUGCCAAUGAUACCGCGGGACUUAUUGUAUUAAAAGAGAUGCUUAUGGCUAUGGGAGGUAUUCAAGCCAUUCUGAAUCUCGCCCUAGAUCAAAUUUAUAAACUUAAUAGUGGAGAUUCCAUCAGAAAGUUGGUUUUCCAUACCAUCAACGAUACCAGAUUCGACCGAGUCAAGUCGGGGAAAGUGCUAGUGAAAAAUUUACUUGAUCUUGAUUGUGUUAAUGAACUUUUAGUGCUUUUGUGUCAAGUAAAUGAUGCUUCAGAUUAUGUUGAAGAUUCUCAUUUGAAGAUUUUGACCAAUAGGAAAGACGAUAUCACCAAUGUCAUUCAGUUGUAUGUGGAAUUGAUUCUGUUCUUUUCCGAUGGGGACCAACCUCAUCUUAUGGCCCUUCCUCAGCUUGUUAGUCAGUAUAAAGUUCCUAUUGAAUGGGGGUUUCAAAUCUGGAGACGGUACUUACCCAAAACGGAAAUGUCCGAGAUUUCCCAAUUAGCUCCUUCAGACUUAUCAGGUGACUUAUUCACUCUGUUCUGGAAAUUAGGAUUGUACGACAUCAACUAUCAGGAACUGUUUUAUGAAGAGGCAGCUAAGAAAGCAAAGGAUACAGUGAACCUGUUGAGAACGGAAUCCAAAAGUAAAAAGUAUAAACCUGUUCAUGUGUUGGACAAAUUACAUGAUGAUUUGGUUGCUGCCGAAACCAUGGAGUCAAAUAUUUCAGAAGAUAAAAAAGUUCAUUAUGAACAUCAUCAAGAAGUUUUCAAACUUUUCACUGCCUCCAAUUGGUUCAAUGAUAAUGAAGGUAAAUUCCUUGAAGCAUGUAUUUUACCACGAUCAAUUCAUUCUUCCUUUGAUGCAGUAUACUCAGCCAAGUUCUUAGUAACGUUAGUCAAUUCCAACGUUACUGGGUUUUCAUUAUUCAAAAUCUUAGAUAUUUUGAUCAAUGGAUCUAUCGUGGGGGGUACUAUAUUUACCUCCACGCCUUUGGAGGCAGAAAAUUUCGGACUUUUUUUCGCUGAACUUUUAACUACCUUAAGUUCAUGGACCCAUGAUUAUAAUGAUAAUUUGGGGAUAGGCUUUUCCGAAUUCAAGACCAAAGUUUACAAUUAUCAUCAAUGUAUUCUUGAGAAACUUACCAAGAAUCUUGAAUCUGUUGAUUAUAUGAGUAGAAGAAACUCUAUCACCUUCUUGAAGAACAUAAUUGGUCUUUAUCCAGUAGUAGAAGAUCAAUGUGAAGUGUUAGCAUCAUUAAUAACUAAUAUCAUUGAUACAGAGACCCGUGAUGACUUGAAAUUGGCUGCUAGUGCCUUAGUGGGACAUUUGAAAUCCCGUUCCAAGUCAUGGUUGCCACUUUGGGAGUUCAUAGAUAUGGAUGAAGAAGCUCUUGAGAAACAUAAAGCUGGAAGAGAUGAGAAGAAGAGAGUUGAAGCUGAGAAGAAAGCUAAAGAAGAGGAAGAAAGAAAGAAAGUGGAGAAAGAAAAGGAAGAUAAGGAAAGACUCAAACAAACGUUAGAUUAUUAUUCUAAUGUGGUUGGUGCUCGUGGAAGUAGGGAUACUGGGUCUAAGAACAGAUAUGACAAGUAUUCAGAGUAUCAAGAUAGAGAGAGUUCGGAGACUCCUGACGUGGGGGAUGAAGUGGAGGAUAAAGUGGAGGAUAUGGAAGUGGAUGCUGGUGAAGAGCCUGAGGUUGAGGUUGAGGCUGAUGUUGAAGGUGAUAUUGAGACUGAAGGUGAUGCUGUUGUAGAUGAGGCUGCUGACACUGCUGAGGUACCUGAGGUACCCGAGUCUGUUGAACCUGCUGAACUUAAUGAACCUCAAGAAGAUGCUGAACCUCAAAGUGAAACUGAACCAGAAGUCACCCCACAACCACAGGAAGAACAAGAAGAACAAAAAGAUCCAGAACAAGAAGAACAAAUAGAACCAGAACAAAUAGAACCUGUCCAAGAAAAACAACCAGAACCCGUGGAAAAACCUGCUCCAGAAUCUUCUAUAAAACGUGGCGGUCCUUUGAAACCUCAAGCUUCCACUACAGGACGUAAGUUCUACGAUUCCAACUACUAUGGUCAAAACACAAACUAUCGUGGAUAUAACGGUAACUACAAUCGUAAUCCGGGUCCUCGUAAUAAUGGAGCUCGUUCUCGUCCUUCAGGUCCUUCCAACCCACCUCCAGGCCCAGCACCUUCAGGUCCAAGAUCAGCACCUCGUGGUCCACCAAGGGGUCCCAGUGCUCCUUCAAGACCUCCUUCAGGUCCAAACUCAAGACCUACCACCCCCUCAGGUCCUCGUGCCCCUGCUGGUCCUAAAGCUCCUUCUGGUCCUAAAGCCCCUGCUUCUCGAGCCCCUGCUGGUCCUAGAAACCCCCCACCUCGAACUUUUGACCGAUCACAACCAAAAUCUCGUGGUCCCCCACCUCCUCCCCCACCUGGAGGUCCAACCAAAAGAAAAAACCCCACCGAUAAUUCUAAUGAUGCCAAACGUCGUAGAUAUUAA